Penicillium lagena is the source of this 528-nucleotide messenger RNA. RefSeq lists its product as uncharacterized. The coding region runs from base 1 to 528 and encodes 175 amino acids. The record is from RefSeq and is a predicted model, not a curated record. The transcript has a single exon. NCBI's taxonomy places the organism in Eukaryota, Fungi, Ascomycota, Eurotiomycetes, Eurotiales, Aspergillaceae.
AUGCAUUUGAUUCAUUAUAUGCUCUACUCUCUGCUUCCAUUAGCCUUGGCAUUGGGAGGACAACCUGAAACUCCCCGGGACUUUAUCAACUCCGCACUCGAUAUUCCCGAGAGCAAGAACCUCCCGUUAUCGCUGAAGAAGCCGUAUUGUCCAGGUCGUCCAGCCGGCAAGAAGGCCCAGAGCCAGAUAUUCGCGAAAUUCAUCGAUAUUUUGUAUGGCGAAAAAAAUGUGUCCAAAGCUUUCGAAGGUUACGUCGAUCUUAAGAUCAUUGAACAUGAUCCUGACGACCCGCAAGACCGCGCCGCUAUUAUUGAAAGACUGAAUCAUAUCAUCCCUUAUGCAAACACCACAAUUCUGUUUUCAAGCUUUGGCGAUGACAUUGGCCUGGUCUAUUUGAAGGUUGAAGAUAACCCCGAGCCGCUCGCUCUUGCGGAUAUCUAUCGAAUGGAUGGUACUUGCAUCGUUGAGCACUGGGAUGUCCAACAGUCCAGGCCGGCGAAUACGACAAAUCCACUUGCCAUGUUUUAA